Molecule: messenger RNA, 1592 nt
Organism: Prunus mume (Japanese apricot)
Lineage: Eukaryota; Viridiplantae; Streptophyta; Magnoliopsida; Rosales; Rosaceae
Product: ATP-citrate synthase alpha chain protein 2
Biological process (GO): succinyl-CoA metabolic process; tricarboxylic acid cycle
Cellular component (GO): succinate-CoA ligase complex
Molecular function (GO): succinate-CoA ligase (ADP-forming) activity
Source: RefSeq, a predicted model, not a curated record
GACGAGUCCAUUGGCACAAGGAUUUCAGUUGUGAGUUGCUCUGCAUCUACCUACCUAACUCUUGUUCGUAGAACCAGCACGCACUCCUCUCCCCUUCUCUGUUAUUCAACGAUAUGGCACGCAAGAAGAUCAGAGAGUACGACUCCAAGAGGUUGUUGAAGGAACACUUCAAGAGGCUCGGUGGCCGUGAAUUGCCCCUUAAAUCAGCCCAAAUUACUGAAUCAACCGAUCUCAAUGAGCUAGUUGAGAAGGAAUCUUGGCUUUCAUCUUCCAAACUGGUUGUGAAACCUGACAUGUUGUUUGGAAAGCGUGGGAAGAGUGGUUUGGUUGCUUUGAACCUUGACUUCGCUCAAGUUGCCACCUUUGUGAAGGAGCGCCUUGGCAAAGAGGUGGAGAUGGGUGGUUGCAAAGGACCCAUAACAACAUUCAUUGUUGAACCCUUCAUUCCCCAUAAUGAGGAGUUUUACCUUAAUAUUGUCUCAGACCGACUUGGGAACAGCAUAAGCUUCUCCGAGUGUGGAGGAAUUGAUAUUGAGGAGAACUGGGAUAAGGUCAAGACCAUAUUUGUCCCUACAGGAACUCCUUUCACAUCAGAAGUAUCUGCACCACUUGUUGCAACCCUUCCCUUGGAGAUCAAAGGAGAACUUGAGGACUUUAUCAAAGUCGUUUUUACUCUAUUUCAAGAUCUGGACUUCACUUUUCUGGAGAUGAAUCCUUUCGCACUGGUUGAUGGAAAGCCAUAUCCUUUGGAUAUGAGAGGCGAGCUGGAUGACACUGCUGCUUUCAAGAACUUCAAAAAGUGGGGCAGUAUUGAAUUUCCAAUGCCAUUUGGAAGGGUUAUGAGUUCUACAGAAAAAUUUAUUCAUGGCCUAGAUGAAAAGACUAGUGCAUCUUUGAAAUUCACAGUUCUCAACCCAAAGGGACGAAUUUGGACUAUGGUAGCUGGAGGAGGUGCAAGUGUCAUCUAUGCAGACACGGUUGGAGAUCUUGGCUUUGCUGAUGAACUUGGAAACUAUGCCGAAUACAGUGGAGCACCUAAUGAAGAGGAGGUAUUGCAGUAUGCCAGAGUUGUGAUUGAUUGUGCAACGUCAGACCCUGAUGGCCGUAAGAGAGCCCUUGUAAUUGGAGGAGGAAUAGCCAACUUUACCGAUGUAGCUGCAACAUUCAAUGGUAUCAUUCGAGCCUUGAAGGAGAAGGAAUCAAAGCUUAAAGCCGCAAGGAUGCAUCUCUAUGUCAGGAGAGGAGGUCCCAACUACCAGAGGGGCCUCGCAAAAAUGCGGGCACUUGGAGAGGAAAUCGGCAUCCCAAUUGAGGUCUAUGGACCCGAAGCAACAAUGACGGGUAUUUGCAAACAGGCAAUUCAGUGCAUCAGUGUUGCUGCAUAAGUCGUUCUUCAGAUUGCUCGCUCUUCUCCUUUCUUUUCUUUUCUUUUCUGGCAAGUUUCCAUGUCUCCAUUAAAUCCUUGUACCAAUUUCGUUCUAUCAAAAACCUCAGCGAAGUUAAUGUAGUUUGUACGUGCUAAUGGGUAAUGGUAGCGUGAUUGUACUGUGUGACCUUGUUACUGAAAUAAAAAGUUUACAUUGGCGUACUCA